Cucurbita moschata (crookneck pumpkin) is the source of this 2636-nucleotide messenger RNA. Its product is annotated as zinc finger CCCH domain-containing protein 17-like. NCBI's taxonomy places the organism in Eukaryota, Viridiplantae, Streptophyta, Magnoliopsida, Cucurbitales, Cucurbitaceae. The transcript is spliced from 3 exons. Gene Ontology annotation, molecular function: metal ion binding. The record is from RefSeq and is a predicted model, not a curated record. The coding region runs from base 202 to 2355 and encodes 717 amino acids.
UUUUUUUUUUUUUUUUUUUUUUUUUGUGCGUAUCUAUUGAGCCCUUCAAUCGCUGUCGCGGUUGGCUCUUUGGUUUUGUGGUCAGUUUUUAGGAUCAGAAUCGCUAUUGGGAUUUUGGGGAUUAUCGGGGUGUUGUUGGAUCUGUGACCGAAGAGAUCUCGUGGGGUUUUUCCUUUUUCCUUUUUAUUUUUUUCGAUCGCUAUGGUAGGAGGAGGGCCUCAAGUUCUUGAACAGCCACAACAAUCUCUGCCUCAACCCCUAUCUACUGCAGAAGAGGAGGCUGUUAAGAGGAAUACCGAUUGUGUUUACUUUCUUGCUUCGCCUUUGACGUGUAAAAAGGGAAGUGAAUGUGAGUAUCGCCAUAGUGAAUAUGCCCGGGUCAAUCCUAGGGAUUGCUGGUUCUGGUUGAACGGUAACUGCUUGAAUCCAAAGUGUUCAUUCCGACAUCCACCUCUUGAUGGCUUGGUAGGAACUCCUCAUUCAACAACUCCGAGUUCUCAAAUUCCUUCCCAAACUUCAGCCAUUCCAUCCGCCCCUGUGAACUCAAGUAAACAAGCUGUCUCCUGCAUUUUUUUUCAGAAGGGUCUAUGUUUGAAAGGGGAUCGAUGUGCGUUCUUGCAUGGGCCGUCCCCUGUUCCAACGAACAAAGUCCCUCUGAUGGCAACAAAUGGCCAAGCUAGUGAACCACCAAGUGUGAAGAAAAUUGCUGGGGGUACCCAGAGGAGCAAUCAAGAACAGAAGAAUCCUCAAGAAAUUUUUUUGAAGUCAGUUGGUGAUGCAUCUGUUAAGCUUGCAAUGAAAGAUGGAAGUGUGCCGUCAAAGAUCGGAAACAUCAAUGAGAAGAGCAGACCACCUGCAAAAGUGGCUGAUGGUGGUUCAAGGUAUAAGGCUACAAAAUCUCUUCCAAUUUUAAAUGAGAGUUCAUUAAGUAGGGGUAAUCGUCUGCAACAGAGUCAUGUAAUUGAUGAUCAUGGGUUACAGAAUGGUAAGGAUGCUGAUGAGUUUUUGAAGGAGUCCUCUCCAGGUUUUGAUGUUCUUGUUGAUGAUGAGCUGAGAGGCUCUGGUUAUUAUGGCAGUGAAGAACAAUAUGGGAGAACAAGAGGUCAUGAUGGAGCAAAUAUGAUUUCUAUGAAUGAUUAUGACAUCAGUCAUUCUGCUGAUUAUAAGAUGAUGGCUAAUGUUGAUCAUGAUGUUUAUAAUGAUGUAACUGACUAUGAUUAUGACACUAGGAAGGGGCAGUAUGGUUGGGACCAGCGUUGGACCUCGUCUGAGAAGCUGUCUUUGGGGUCUGCCCAGAUGGAAAGGAGGCUCUCCCGAAAAUCUAUCAGUCCUGAACAUGUUCAGAAUGUGGAUUUACGUCAUCGUUUAAACAAGCAGAGAAGGGGAAAUGGUUUAAGAUCUGUAAUCAAUAAUGAAAAUGUUGGUAAUCGCCCUGAAGAACGAAACUAUCAUGCUUCUAGGAGAGAUUCUCACCCCUCUCAAGAAAGCUCCAUGAGUAACCGUCUCCGAGGUAGAAUAAAGCUCCCAAGGAUACCAUCACCAGUUAGAAGUAGUAAUGUGGGGCCAGAAAGAGAUUUCAACCGGGGAAGAUCCGGGGGAAGAUUGUCACCAGGAAGGUCACUUUCCUUGUCUUAUCAGGAAAGCAGUAGAGAUGAAAUGAAAGGCAGGCUGGAAGUAGAUUAUAACAAUGAGCGUAGAAAUUUCAAUGGUCUUAAUUCUGGGAGGGAUGGAAUGGAUGGAACAUCUGACUUUGCUGCUCCAAAACGUCUGGCCGAGCUGAAAGGCGAAAAACACGUGGUUAGCAAGGAGAAGCAAACCCUUGGCAAAAGAAAAGGCUUCGAUAACGAUCAACCUGGAGUUGAACUGUCGUUUGAGGGACCAAAGUCUCUCAGUGAGAUUCUUAGAAAGAAGAGACAAGUUAAAUCAGCUGUUGAUCUUCCUAUGAAUAAUGCCGAAAGAGAAAGCAGUGAAAGAUUAAAAGAACGCUCCAUUAUUCCCUCCGUGGAGCAAGGUGGUCGGUCAUCAACGAGCAAGCAAAAAGCAAAUAGCCUUGAAGGAAUCGUGUUCGCUCCAGUUGAAACUUUUGGGAAAGAAGAGGAAAACAUCAAUGUAACUCAUCACAAUUCUUCUCAGCCUAUCCAUUCAACCGACGAUCACGGGAUUGAAGCUUAUGAAGAAACCUUCGAGGACCCCGAGUACGAGGGAGAUGAUCUGAGAGACGGUGAAUACGAGUACGAGGAAGUCGAUGACAGAGAAUACAAUUAUGAAGAAGGUGACAACGUAGUUCCUGAGGAAGAGUAUAUGGACGAUGAAGACGGAGAUGACUUUGCCAAGAAGAUCGGCGUUAUGUCAUGAUCAUGAUCACGAUCACGAUCACAAGAGGACUUGCGCGUGCUCUUGCUACGAACAUUUUGUUAGAGGACUUGCGUGGUCAGUUCAAGAAUGGGCAUGUUCUAUCUGGACCAUUAGCAUAUUGGGAUUCCUCUUGUAUUCAUUAGAACACUCCUUUACUAGUAUUUGAUCUGAUUUGAGUUGAAACAACGUAAAAGUAUGUUGCAGAUUGCAGUUGCAGAGAGUGUAUGGUGUAGCGGUAGAAAAAUUAAAUAAGAAAAUUGAUAUCCUUUUCUUUUUUUUAA